GUUGAAAAAGUAAUUUCAAAUUUUUUUUCCAGGGUUUUAGUUUGUAGGAGGAAAAGAAAACGAGGGGUUUUGGUUAUGACUUUUGCCAUUCCAUUUCACAGUUGAAUUGAACUUGAAAGAUGAUGAAUAAAUUCAAAAACUUAGUGCUUCCAUUGACGAACCUUCAAAUCCAACACCGUGGCAUAGCAAAAGUCCGUCUAAAAUGGGUGAAAAACCGAAGCAUCGAUCACAUCAUCGACAAAGAAACCGAUCUCAAAGCCGCAUCACUUCUCAAAGACGCAAUCAAGCGUUCCUCCACCGGUUUCCUCACCGCCAAAACCUUCGCCGACUGGCAAAAGCUUCUCGGCCUAACCGUCCCCGUCCUCCGUUUCAUGCGCAGGUAUCCAACUCUCUUCCACGAGUUCCCUCACCCUCGCUGGAACUCUCUUCCUUGUUUCCGUUUAACCGAAACCGCUGAGCUUUUAGAUUCUCAAGAACAGAAGAUUUACACUCUUCACGAAAACGACACCGUUGAGAGACUCUCUAGGUUACUCAUGAUGACGAAAACUCGUACUGUUCCUUUACAGUCUCUUUAUCCGCUUAAAUUUGAUUUAGGUUUACCUGAUUCGUUUGAGAAAACGCUAAUUCCGAAAUAUCCGGAAAAUUUUCAGUUUGUUAAGGCGACUAAUGGUGUUUCGGCUGUUCGUCUUGCGCGGUGGUGCGAUGAGUUUGCGGUUUCGGCUUUGCAGAAGAGCAAUGAGUGUGAGAGUGAUCAGUAUAGGGAGUUUAAGAGAGGGAAAACGGCGUUGGUUUUUCCGAUGAGGUUUCCGAGGGGUUAUGGUGGGCAGAAGAAAGUUAGGUUUUGGAUGGAUGAGUUUCAGAAAUUGCCUUAUAUUUCGCCUUAUGCGGAUUCGUCUAAGAUUGAUCCUAAGAGUGAUUUGAUGGAGAAGCGCGUUGUUGGGGUUUUGCAUGAGAUUUUGAGUUUGUGUUUGCAUAAGAAGACUAAGAGGAACUACUUGAGAAGUUUGAGGGAGGAGUUGAAUCUUCCUCAUAAGUUUACGAGGAUUUUUACGAGAUAUCCGGGGAUAUUUUAUCUUUCGUUGAAGUGUAAAACAACCACUGUUACCCUUAGAGAAGGGUAUGCGAGGGGAAAAUUGGUGGAUCCGCAUCCACUUGCUCGACAUAGAGAUAAGUUUUACCAUGUGAUGAGGACGGGGCUUCUUUAUCGUGGUGAUGGAUCCUUGAAAGCUGGAGAAGAUGCUUUGAUGGUUGAUUCUAUGGAGAAUGGUGAAAUGGAAGAUGGGGAUUCUGAGGAGGAAGAGGUUGAAACAAGCGAUGAAUUCUGCGAGGAUGAAGUUUCAGACUCGGAUGAUAGUAGUAGUGAGUGAAAUUUGGUUUUCAAUGAUGCGGAAUUGUAAUUUGUAUUGAUGAGACAAGCAAUAAUAGGAUGACUCUACUUUGAAGAAAUGACUUUCUCUCUACACACCUGGCUGGCAAGUCAUAUCUUGGAAAUAGGUAGAGAUUUAUUCCCUAACGCGCAUACAUGGUUUUCCUUCCUUAUUUGGGCAUGAUGUCCAAUGAAAAUGGUAUGCAUUUGUAUGGAUGGCUUUAGUUUAUGUUUUUCGAGGCCGGCUUGUUGAAAGUUUUUGUAAUUUUAUGUUGCAUUUAACUGAUAUGUUGAGAUUAGAAUAUUGUUUCAUUUUUUGUUCACACAACAUUGCCCUUUAAGCUGGGCUGGUGUAGAGGCUGUGAAAUAAAUCCCAAAUAUUAGAAAGAAAUAAUUUAUACUACCAAAGUUACAAAAGUGCAGUGGUAUUUUCUUUAUCAAUAAAAACUUCUCAUUUUGCAUUGUUAACACCAGUCAUAGGCUUGAUUCUUAUCAUUUUUUAAAACUGACUUUUGUAUUAAUAUAACUUGAAACCAACAUUUUUUUUUGUGUAAGGAUUUGUUUGACUAAUUUAAAGUGGAAUUUACUUAGAAAGGAAAAAGAGAUGCAGCUACUGCUCCAUUUUUUUUAAGAAGCAAAAUGAUAUAUUAAAGAAUCUAAUCUAAGCACAACAAGGGCAAAGGACAGAACAAAAACGUUACAAAAGAGACCCCAACGAAAGGCAUUACCCUAAUUACAACAGCCCCAAAACCAAACUAAGAACUCCCACAAAUGAAACAGUUAGAAACAGGGAGCCUCUGCACAAUACAACCACCCCAAGUCCUACCAACAUAUAUCUUGGAACUGCUAGAUUCCAGCAAAAACCAGAACCUCAUUAUACUCGGUUUAUCAUCCUGCACCGGCACCACUAAACUAGAAAUGAAUGAUGAUUUAAAUUUUGACUGGAAUUUACCAAACACCCAACACUGAUAUUGAAUCAACCGAUCACGACAUCCAUGAUUCACUGUGAAAUGAUACAUCCGGCUUGAUAAUGACAAUAACGAUUCACAGCAAAAUGAUACAUUUGAUGGCUUGAUCCACUGAUGCCAAACCAGAAAAGAAUACUGCAAGAUACUUUCCACUACAUUAGGACACAGAAAUAGCUCCAUUUUAAAUGAGCCAAGUUGCACCACCUGUACCAGACCAAAAAUAUCAACUGAAACAGAACAUUCACUUCAUACUAAAUAUUAUUUGCUCAAAUUCACUUCACAAUAAACACUAUUUGGUCAAUUAGAACAUAAGCCUCCUCCCAACGCCACAAUGGACUGACUAACUUCGACGAAUAACCAGACCAGCAC
Vicia villosa (hairy vetch) is the source of this 2703-nucleotide messenger RNA. RefSeq names its product protein WHAT'S THIS FACTOR 9, mitochondrial. Lineage: Eukaryota; Viridiplantae; Streptophyta; Magnoliopsida; Fabales; Fabaceae. The coding region runs from base 120 to 1367 and encodes 415 amino acids. The transcript has 2 exons. The record is from RefSeq and is a predicted model, not a curated record. Gene Ontology annotation, molecular function: RNA binding.